Molecule: messenger RNA, 3665 nt
Organism: Hypanus sabinus (Atlantic stingray)
Lineage: Eukaryota; Metazoa; Chordata; Chondrichthyes; Myliobatiformes; Dasyatidae
Gene: sdhdb
Product: succinate dehydrogenase complex, subunit D, integral membrane protein b
Exons: 4
Coding region: 39-509 (156 amino acids)
Biological process (GO): tricarboxylic acid cycle; mitochondrial electron transport, succinate to ubiquinone
Cellular component (GO): membrane; mitochondrial envelope
Molecular function (GO): heme binding; ubiquinone binding
Source: RefSeq, a predicted model, not a curated record
CUACUUCCGGUAGGGUGACCUUGGUUGGACUAUUCGACAUGGCUGCCGUUGUAAGGUUGAGCGUGAUGUGCAGACGUGGUGUUAAAUCACCAUUCAUAUGUAAGUCGAUGGUGGCUGGGCCUCUUGUUGCUUCAAGGAAGAUUCAGGAACCCCAUGUGCUACUAGUAUCUCAGCUUCAUACAUCUCCUACACAUUUUGCUGGUUCAAAAGCUGCUUCUCUGCAUUGGACCAGUGAACGGAUGUUGAGUGUAGUCUUACUUGGCCUUUUUCCUGCUGCCUAUGUCUGUCCGGGAUCUAUCAUGGAUUAUUCACUGGCUGCAGCCCUCACUCUCCAUGGCCACUGGGGCCUUGGGCAAAUAAUUACAGAUUACGUACACGGAGAGGCAAAAGUGAAGCUGGCCAAGAUGGGCCUCCAGAUAAUGUCAGCUGUCACUUUCGCUGGGCUAUGCUACUUCAAUUAUCACGAUGUGGGGAUUUGCAAAGCAGUGGCAAUGCUUUGGAGCCUCUAAUUGAUUUUGGCUUUAUUCUUUCAACUUCUGGGGUUGCUUUAAUUAAAAAAAUUGACAAAUCACAACAGCGAUUUCUUUAGAAAAAUUUCACUAGGGAAGGACAUGUAUUUCAGAAUGUAAUUUUAAACCAUGUUUACACUGAUCGCAGAUGUUGCCUUAUGUUAUUCAGUUGUUCCAUCAGUCUUUGGAAUAUCUUGCACUUGCGCUUUACUUUCAUUUCUCUUCCUACCAUACACGUUAUUAAAUCAGUGAUCACUAGGGACGCGGCUUGCUGUGUACAUUGGCCAAAACUUAGAAUCGUAUGCAAAACCAGAGCGAAAUAGUCAUUUAAGUUUUAUUUUGCAUUUUCCACAGGAGAAAAACAGGCCUUUUUUGUGUAAGAUUAUGCUUAAUCUAAACCAUCACCUAUCCUACUGACUUCACUGAUUUGCAUAAUUUUUUAUUACUUUCUUCCUCAUUAGCUUUUCCUCCCAAAUUCAUCAGUUAUAAUUGCGCAAUGCAGAAAGAAAUCUAAGUCUUGUUAAUCACUAGAUAAUAAAAGUUUAACAGUAAUUAGAUUUGUCUGAAUUUGUUUAACUUUGCUGUUUUUUUAAACCAUGGGGAUCUGCCUUCCAAAUUCUUUAUUUAGUCUCCUCAUUAUUGAAGAAAAAGUCUAUUAGUGACACUUUGUUAGUAGUAAUUGUCUUGCAAAUCAAAUCUAGAUGCUGUUGAAGUCAGUGUGCAAAUAUUGAGGCAUGUCUUGCUCAUUGAAAUGAUAUCUUCUGUAAUCAAAAGCAUUCAUUGUAGGAUGUGGAUAUCCCAACUCAGCAUUUGUUUGUUUUUGUUUUUAGCCUAGGUUCCAAAUUUAAUUGUUCUGAUGGGGGUGGGGGGAAGAAGGCAUAUUCCCUGUUCCCAAUGCAUCUGAUGUGAUAUGAUUUUGGAUAGAUCUACAUUACAAAUUUGACUAUAAUGCAGUACUAUUAAAACAGUUAACUUUAUAAUUGCUAGAUGAUUUAAAUUGUUGAUAUAUGCUAUGGAAUGAUGUAUAAUUUUAUGUCAUUGGAUGUAGUGUGCCAAAAGAGAAGGUGGUAUUGGGUUAGGAGGCAAACAUAUUUGAACAAUAAUGGGAAUCUUCGUGUGGAAUUAUUCCUGGAGUGUUUCACUGCAUUUGGGUUCCAAGAAUAGAAAGAUUUCAUUUACUUGACACAGCAACUUACCCGUUCCUUGGCAUAAAACCUUUUUGAUAAAAGGAAGUUUGUUAAUUUUGGUUUAUUUUCCUUUUAAAUUUUACCUUGCUGGAGAUUUUUAAUAAAACAAACUGUUGAUGUUCUUGCUAUUUUUGGUGUGUGCGGUGUGUGUUGCUGUGUUUCGACGACGACUAGACUUUUAUUGUCUGGAAGUUACCUGGGGCAUCCUGAAGGUGUCAGCUAAGUGCAAGGCUGGAAAGAGUGUUAUACACAUGUUGUCCAAAUGUAUGCCAGAUGGAUUUUCUCCACAGUUUUUCAAGGAUUAGAUUUUCUUCAGCUAUUAUAAUAACCCCUAACUUGUGUGACCAGCUGACCUUACCUUUCCAGAGUUGUAUGAAAAAAAAUAGGCACUUGGAUCCCAAAACAAAAGUAGAAAGGAAAAGUAGUAUUGUUUUUGACAAAGCAACCAGCCGUGAUGUUCUUUGGGGGGUGGGGGGAGUGGUUAAUUGUACUGUUGUUACAAAUGUUUCUCAACCUUCAAUUGAAAAUAUAUUUUUUUCAGUUAUUCCAUCAGAUAAUGCCAAUAUUAUUUACAUCUGUAGGAUACUAUCAGAGUUAAUGGUGUGAUUAGUGAUGUUACCUGUAAUACCAAGAAGUCUUGAAGUGGAUGAAGCCAUCUGACUAUGUGUAAAAAGAUGAACACAUUAGAUUUGAUCUCAGCAUUGUAAGGCAGGAUUAACAUAUUACUCUUGUGGUUUAAGAUAUCAUGCCAUCUGUAUGAUACAAGUGUAACAUACCAUUCUUAACAUGGAAGAUGAUAGCAACUAACUGUAUGUGUUGAAAUUUAACUAAAUUUACAUAAAGUUUGUUCUGAAUUCUUAAAGUUGUUCUGUUAACAUUAUUUCAUCCUGAACACAGAAUCACAAACAAAACCACUGGGUAAUUUUCUGCAUUAGAGGGAAUCAAAAUUGAAGUUCAGAAUUGGGAAAUACCCGGAAAAGAUUUUACGUUACUGUGUGUGGGGAGGAGUGCAAGAAAGUAACGAGUUCCUGAUGAUGUGCAUAACAGUACACAAGAUUUGCCUAAGAAUCUCCAAAAACCUGAACUCGUGAUAUCAUCUCCUUGUGGAUACAAAAAAUAUACUAUGUUUAUUGCAGUUAUAUCCAUUCAUACAAGAUUUAAUUUGAAUAAAAAUUUGAGUUCUUGAUUUUAAAGGAAUCUUAUUCUGACUCAGCAUGUUAGAUGAAGUGCUUUAGAAGAACAUAAUCUUGUAUUCAGUAUAAUUAUGUUGCAGAAAAAUUGUAGAGUGCAAUUAUGUAGUGCCUGUAAAUAGGUUAUUAAAUGCAAUUAGAAGCUUGCUUUGGAUGUUAGUUAUUCUUGCUCUUUUUUUAAAAUUUGGAAAAUUUUUCAUGCAAACCUGAUGUGGGACAUCUAAAACUUUUCAACCAGUCUAUUAAUCUAGAAAAUUUGCAUUGAACAGCUUGAACUUGGUGGUGAAGUUAUAUACCAUAUUAGACCACAAAUAUUUUUGCAGUGUAGUAACAUCUAUAUUGUGACACCAGUGAAAAGCAAAAAAAAAAUUCCUUCUGUUGUCAUUAUUUCCAUAGAUGUUUACAAGGUAUAUAUUAUGGUUACAGCAGACUUCAAGGGAAAUUGUUCUGUUAUAGAAUUAAUAUCAUGACUGGGUGGAGAGAAACCAUUUAUUUGUUAUGCUAUUGCUUAAUAGUCAGUAUCUCGACCAGUGUAAAUGUAUAAUAUUUAUCCCUUCAAGCUUUGUCACUUUUUCAGUAAUUGUAAAAUUAACAACCCUAGAGAUGGAACAUAUUGAAGGAUUUUGUCAAAUAUGUGCAAGCUGUUACCAGAAUGUUUGUAGAAAUGGUUGAUUCUAUGUACAUAAUUGUAGAAGUUUUGAGCUUUUAUGCUCCUGUGGCAGUUGAGAGCAAGUUACAAUUAAACUAUGCUCAACUUAUUAAAAGACUUCUUAUUCUUA